AAUUUACACAAAAUAAAAUAAUAGUAAACAUUUGUCGUUUCACAUUUAUUUUGGCGUAACAAAAUUUAAGUGGUAAUCGCACGAGUUUUUUGGCAUCGUUAAGUAAGUCCGGAUAAUCUCGCUUUGCCAGAUUACAAUGGCAUUCUGCAAGCUAGAACAGUAAGGAUUGGCGAAUGACAGACAAUCGUUCGCUCCUACGUGCAGUGUUUAUGUACGUACACACAAACACAUACAACUGAUAUUGAAGUGUUGGUCAGAUGAAUUGAAAUGAUUAAAAAAGCUGUUUGUAGAGCUCUUACAGUAUAAAAUGUUAUUCUUAUAGAUGGCUGUAAACAAACAAAUCGUAACUAUAGCGCAAUCUCGAAAAAUGUCAACUCCCAAUUCCGGAAAUAGUAGUAGUAGCAACAACAACAAUAGCAGCGGCAACCCAGGUAGCAAGCAGAAACAGCAGCAGGACUCUUAUAGUGACAGCAGUGAGGAGAGUAUUGAGGCGGCAGAGGAACGAAGGCGACGCAUACUAAAGAAUCGUAAUAGAAGCAGCACGUAUAUGCAAAGGUCGCACAACAAACCUAACAUGAGUGGUGGAGCGAUACCAAAACAUGAAAAGGCAACGGCUGGCGGUCCAAGCGCAUCCACUAGUAGUGCAGCUGCUGCUGCCGCCGCGGCACGUGUGGUGCCCCCCGAACGUAUCUCAAUGCUGGUGGACGGAGUGCGUUUUACAAUCGAACAGUCGCUGCUCACCGCACAUCCCAACACCAUGCUGGGCACCAUGUUCGGUACCGGCUUUCAGUUUGUGCAUCCGAAUGAGCGGGGUGAGUACGAAGUGGCCGAUGGCAUCUCUCAUCUCGUCUUUCGCGCCAUACUCGAAUACUACAAGAGCGGUCUGAUCAAGUGUCCGCCGACUGUAUCAGUGCCAGAGCUGAAGGAAGCCUGCGACUAUCUGCUGAUUCCGUUCGACGCCACUACAGUGCGCUGUCAGAAUCUAAGAGGCCUGCUUCACGAGCUGAGCAACGAGGGUGCGCGAUUGCAGUUCGAGGUAUUUCUGGCAGAUCUCAUACUACCAUUAAUGGUCGCUUCCGCACAGCGCGGAGAUCGCGAGUGCCAUGUUGUUGUGUUGCUAGAUGACGACAUGGUUGAUUGGGACGAGGAGUUCCCCCCACAAAUGGGCGAGGAGUACUGCCAGACUGUGCACAGCACUGCCAUGCAUCGUUUCUUCAAAUACAUUGAGAACCGCGAUGUGGCCAAGCAAGUGAUGAAGGACCGGGGCUUAAAGAAGAUUCGCUGCGGCAUUGAAGGCUAUCCAACGCACAAGGAGAAGGUUCGCCGUCGUCCUGGUGGACGCGCUGAGGUCAUUUAUAGUUACGUUCAACGGCCCUUUAUACAUAUGUCGUGGGAAAAGGAGGAAGCCAAGAGUCGCCAUGUGGACUUUCAGUGCGUUAAGUCAAAGUCUGUUACCAAUCUCGCCGAAGCGAAUGCCGAUCCGCCCUUGGAGUUGGACGCAAGUGGAAACCCCAUACCAGCACCACCUAUAGCGAUUGCAAACCCGCAAGGAAAUAACGCUGACAUAGGCAUUGUGGCACAAGUCGCACCUGAAAUCGUCGGAGCCGGUGCUGCAGGAAUGGCUGGCGGUGUUGGUGCAAUUGCUGCUGUCGCAGUUGUGGCAGUGGACGAAGCCGCUGGCGGUCUUGUAAUGCUUAACGAGCUGGAUCACGCUGUCGUUCCAGGCACUGCCGGGUUGGCCGACGAACAUGUAUGAGAGCGCAAAAAAUAGGGCGAAAGCGGUACACUGCCAAGAUUGCAGCACGCACAAGACACUUUAUAUACUUUUUUCAUACAUUUUUAUAAGCAAUAAAAGAAAAGCCACUAUCGAAUAAUGUCGCAUCAUAUAAUGAGACAUCCACAUA
Messenger RNA from Scaptodrosophila lebanonensis, 1904 nucleotides. RefSeq names its product BTB/POZ domain-containing protein 10 (gene mri). Lineage: Eukaryota; Metazoa; Arthropoda; Insecta; Diptera; Drosophilidae. Gene Ontology annotation, cellular component: cytoplasm. Gene Ontology annotation, molecular function: protein binding. The transcript has 7 exons. Bases 323 to 1756 code for a protein of 477 amino acids. The record is from RefSeq and is a predicted model, not a curated record. Gene Ontology annotation, biological process: positive regulation of phosphorylation.